Molecule: messenger RNA, 1399 nt
Organism: Acipenser ruthenus (sterlet)
Lineage: Eukaryota; Metazoa; Chordata; Actinopteri; Acipenseriformes; Acipenseridae
Product: apolipoprotein A-I-like
Exons: 4
Coding region: 118-915 (265 amino acids)
Biological process (GO): lipid transport; lipoprotein metabolic process
Cellular component (GO): extracellular region
Molecular function (GO): lipid binding
Source: RefSeq, a predicted model, not a curated record
CAGCCAGUGCUCAGCACAGGGCUAAUUCCACCAGACAGCAGCUAUAAAACACCGCGGUCUGAGGGCUCAGCAAGACAUUCCCCUGCAGAACCGGAAAGGUGCUGACACAAGACCAUCAUGAAGCUUGUAGCUGUCACUCUCGCUCUCCUGUUCAUCACAGGCAGUCAUGCCCGGUUCCUGUGGCAGGCGGACGAGCCCCCCAGCCAGCUUGAGGAUUUGAGAGCCUCUCUGAUGACCUACGUCAGCCAGGUGCGGGAACUCGCCAAGAGCACCAUCGACCAGGUCGAGAGCACCGAGCUGGGAAAGCAGUAUGGCGUAAGGGUCUCUGAGAGCCUGGCGCAGCUCAGUCAAUACGUGCAGAAAGGGGCGAAGGAAUUGGCCCCCUAUUCCGACGAGGUCACCGUCCAGAUUCUGCAGCAAACGGAGCAGCUCCGCGCACAGCUGAAGGCAGACCUGGAGGACGUGAGAGCAAAGGUGGCCCCCUACUCCAAGGAGGUGCGCGAGAAGAUUCAGAAGCACGUGGAAGAGUACAAGGCCAUGCUCGCCCCGCUGGCUCUGGAGCAGCUGGAGAAAGCCAAGCAGAACGUCCAGGAGCUGAGAGAGAAGCUGCAGCCCCACGCCGAGGUCCUGCGCGAGAAGGUGAAGACCAACGUGGAGGAGCUGCGCGUGCAUCUGGCCCCGCUGACAAAGGAGCUGAAGGAGAAGGUCGACCUGCGACUCGAGAACUUCCGCAAGCAAGUAGCCCCCUACACAGAAGAGUACCGCGGGAAACUGAGCCAGGCCUUGGAGGAGGUCAAGCAGAGUAUCGUCCCCCUCACCCAGGGCCUGCGCGAGAAGGUGGAGCCCUACACCGCGGAGCUCAGCACCAAACUCCUGUCCCUCUGGGAGACCGUGCUGCAAAAAGUCAAAGCCUAGACAGCCGCACACACACACUCUGAGUCACACUCACACACAGAGAUGCUGACACACACACACACACAGAGAUGCUGACACACACACACACACACUCUGAGUCACACUCACACACAGAGAUGCUGACACACACUCACACAUAUGAUUGCAGUAUUACUCUUUCUAACACACAUCCAGCCCCCGUCCUGAGCCGGUGGACAGUGCUGUCUCUCCCUGUCUCCUGUACCACACGCUCACUCUCUAUAUCCCCUCACCCGCUAUGCUGGCUCGCUGUAAAUGUAGCCCUUGCUGUGUUGUUAUGAAUGCAUAUUUAUGUUCUGAAGAGUACUGAGCUUGCUUCAGCACAGUCGUCACCACCUUGUCUUCUCAAACGCACUGCUUGUCUGUUUAAUUGCAUGUAAUACUCCUGACAAUUUCAUCACCCUAUUGCUUUAUUAUUCAUGAUGUAUGCUGUACAAUUAUUAAAAAUCAGCCGUAUCUAAUAAAA